Messenger RNA from Trichoderma citrinoviride, 645 nucleotides. Its product is annotated as adenine phosphoribosyltransferase. The transcript has 2 exons. Bases 1 to 645 code for a protein of 214 amino acids. Lineage: Eukaryota; Fungi; Ascomycota; Sordariomycetes; Hypocreales; Hypocreaceae. Gene Ontology annotation, molecular function: adenine phosphoribosyltransferase activity; adenine binding; AMP binding. Gene Ontology annotation, cellular component: cytoplasm. The record is from RefSeq and is a predicted model, not a curated record. Gene Ontology annotation, biological process: AMP salvage; adenine salvage.
AUGUCCGCCUCCACAGAGCCUCAGGACAUUCCCUCUUCCUCAGCCGCCAGCCAAGAUGCCUCGGGACGACAGCCCUCCGCCGCCUCCUCCGCCGCCGCCCAACUCGCCAGUGCACAGAUAAGCCUGCGCAAGACGCUGCGCCAGUUCCCCGACUUCCCCAUCCCGGGGAUUGACUUUGUCGACAUCAUGCCCCUCUUCGCCAACCCGGACGCCCACGCCACGCUGCUGUCCGCCCUCGAGCUGCAAAUCUCUCAGUCCUUUGGCGCCACCAAGCCCGAUAUCAUUGUUGGCCUCGACGCCCGCGGCUUCCUCUUCGGCCCCGGCCUGGCCCUGCGCCUCGGCGUCGGCUUCGCUGCCGUUCGCAAGAAGGGCAAGCUGCCGGGCCCUUGCGUCACUGCCGAGUACGUCAAGGAGUACGGCAAGGACUUGUUCCAGAUGCAGGAGGAUGCCAUCCGCGAGGGGCAGAAGGUCUUGAUUGUUGACGAUAUUAUUGCGACGGGUGGUUCGGCGGCGGCGGCGGCGGAUCUUGUUCACCAGCUCAAGGGUCAGGUCGUUGGUUACCUUUUCAUUCUCGAGAUUCCCGGCCUCAAUGGUCGUGAGAAGCUCGGAGGCGCUCCUACUACUAUCCUCCUCGAGAACCCCUAA